AUCUCCGGUGUAGUUCAGCAUCGCGGAGUUUAGGAGGUCGCUGGAUUCACCGAACCAGUAAAGAAGAGUGACGCCCCCUUCUCUUUCUUCAACAUCUUUGAUCUUUCUUGUUUUGCUUUUCAACUUCAGCUGACUGAUUAUGGACUCGUUUGCAAAGUGCCAAAUUUAAUGCUUGGAUUGUAAACCAAGUGAUGGCAUCUCAAUGAAGUAACUGGCGUGAACUUCACAUCGACAUUGAGAUCCGACAUAGAGAUCUACUUUUGAAAAUUUUUUAUUGUGUAAUCAUGGAGUCGGAGGAUGAGGAUGUAGUAUUUGAGAAUUCAGCGUUGCAUCAAGCUUUGAAAGAAUGCGGUGGGCCUGAAAUUGAGACUGAACCUCGGUUUAAAGCUUCACUUGGUGCCCAGCUAGAAGAUUCACAAGUCAACGACAUCAACACGACCUUGAAGUCACCACUGAGUGCCCGGAAGUAUCUGUUUGGAGACGACAAACGACAUUCGUUUCAUCUCCCACAGUGGGCUGUUCUUCUUCUGGUUUCUUCAGCUACUGUGGAAAAUUUGUAUCAAACUCAAGUUCAGCACACUCUGAAGAGAGUUCUGUCUUCGAAGCUUCUCUCAGAGGAUGACAGGGCAUUUCUGUCGAAUUUCAUUGAGGGAGAGGCAAAGACAGAACAGAGUUCUCACUGGAAGUGGUCCUCCGAUUUGUUGAGGAUCAUGCCCUUUGUCCUGAUCGUAGCGAACGUGGCUGUGAUGUCCAGCGUGUAUCUGCCCUGGGGUCUGGUGCUGCUGACGGCGUGUCUGGACGUCCCGCUGGUGGGCGGCAGUGUGACGGGCGUGCUGGUCAUGUGGGCCGUGGUGCUGGCCGUGGUGCUGGCUGUCUCCCUGAUGGUGGUGCACGCGUGGAUGAUCAGGAAGAUUUGUGGGGAGUUCUCGACUAGAGAGGGUCACCUGGUGGAGUUUGAGAGCUCAGCGCUGGAGUUGGUUCACGUGGAGAAAAAAUGUCUGCGCAUCAUCCAGGAGUCGGAGAUGGUGGCCAGAGGUUUCACUAUAGCCAGCCAGCGUCACCUGAUGGCUAGAUUUGAGCGCAGCGACAAGUGCGUCGUGGAUCAGCUGUGCCCGGAGCUACGUGACCUAAUUGUGGUAGGGAAUCAGGGACUGUCGGCGGGCGUCGGGGACGUGGUUCGUCGCAUGACCAGAGAUGUAUCCGGGACGUCUGCAGUGUCAAAGUUCAACCCCCUUGGCGGGCUGAUGGACUUGUACCACACAGAGGUCGGCUCACAGACGGCCACGGCGGCCGAAGAUCUCACCCCGGGGGCCAUUAAAGCUUCGGUGGACCUGCUGGGAAUGUUCCUCUCGGGGCUCAUGUGCAGAGUCGCCCUGUGCUACCAUCAGGACAGUCUGGAAGAAGAUUCUUUCAACCCGUUCGCUGUGACGGUGGAGCCGGUGAAAAGUCUGCUGCCGGUCGUGGACUCGCUCAAAUCUUCUCUCGCCUCCUGCUACUCUCUGCUCCGCGCCGUGCACAAUCCAGGCCCCGGCGUCCAGUUGUCGGACGACGGACAGCUGAAGGAGGAGGAAGAAGAAGACAGAAGGAGUGAGAAGAAGAAGAAGAAGCAGCCGGCAAGCCAGGUGGAGAGUCUGUACACCUGCGUCCACAGCCUUGACCUACAUCUGCAGUCCGUCCUUCAGAUCACUAGAGAGCUGACUGUGGCACUGGAGGGGAAGCUAGAGUCUCAAGUGAGCUCUACGGGUACGAGCGACGGUCAGAGGAAGAUGGACGUGAACGUGGGUGUGCCCCCGCCCGUCAUCGGCAGAGAGGAGGCGGAGUCGUGGGAGGACGUCCUGCGACAGGUCAAGGUCGGACUGGACUCGUGUCUGGAGUGUCACCAGGAGAGUGUGAGGAGGCUGCAGCAGAAGGAGGACAAGGCUGCGACGACGCCCGGUGUGGUGACGGUGAAAGCAGUGUCCCCAGCCACAGCCCAGCAGCCUGCUGUCCCGCCCGUGCACAUCCCAAGUGAAGAUCCUGUCAUUGAGGACGAGGUUUUUGAAGGAGUCACAGAUUGUGGUGAGGAGAGUCGAGACUCAGGACCUGCCAGAUAUACAGAUGAGGACAGGGCAAAACUGAAAAUGUUCCGUGAGAUGGCCAAGAGUCUGCGGAAGGAGCUGGAGACGGUGGUCGGAGAGAAGGCCAAGGAGCAGCAGCUGCGAGAGGAGAGGGCCUUAGCCAGGUUCAGAGGUCGGGAGAAAGCACACGCUCAAGGUCACGACGCUCCCGGCAUAGAAGGUCAGAGGUCAUCAGACCUCCAAAAUGUUGUGUGCAAUAACGAGAAGACGGGAGAUUUCUAUAUGUCUUCGUCGGCUUAUGGGUCGAGGUUCAAGGAAUCUGGGGCAGCGGGAGGGUUGGGAGUGAGUGGUGGAAGCGACGAUGAUAGUGUCGAUAAUAGCAUUGAUGACAGUGAUUGCGUUGUUGGUGACGGUGAUUGUGCUGAUGCGGAACACGGAGAAAUGAUGAGAGCGGAAGUCGUUGAUCGAGUCAGUCAGGGUGCCGAGAGAUGUGAUGGUGAAUCGGGUACACGUCCUUCGCUGAACCCACAUUGCAGUGCGGAGUCUGGACAAAUUGUGACUGAAAAAGUUUGCAAUGGUGAAAAGAUACUGGGCGAAUCAGCUGAUUCGAGGGGUGAAAUUUCAGAAAAUAAUGUUUGUCGCUCGAGUGAUGGUGAAAGUUCAACAGGUGUUCAGUCGAGCAAAUCUGGUCACGACAAUACUGACAGUUCUCUCGUCUUUUUGUCUGCGGUUGACGAAAAUGAGGAGGGUGAUCUUCUUACUGACUUGACUCGUGUUCGAGAAUUUGUGCAACCAACCCAAAAACGUCCGAUUCCCAGAAAAAGAAAAUCUAAAAAUGUUGUCGCUGAAGGGAGCGAGGAGGAAGUGAAAGAGGUUGUUGGGCAGCUGGAGGCUGUGACUGCUGUGAGUGCGAAUGAGUGUGGUAGUGGUAGCUUCUCGCGUUCUGUUACGGGUGAUAAGAUUACGGAUAGCCAUCCGUCCAUACUAGACCGCCUUUGCUCAGACGGUGAUGAUGCGAAGUCUCCCUCGUAUCGUGACGAGACUUCUGGUCCAGACGAGACUAGUGUGGGAGACAACGUGGUACAGCGGACCGGUGGUGGUGGCGGGGACGCAGAGCGGCCGACGUUCUUCCCCUCCUCCUCCUUGUCCUUCACCUCUAGUCUUGCAGCAAUGGCCGCCAGCAGGGCUCGCCUCCUGCAGAAUACCUCCAACGAAGAAACUUUUGGAGAUUCUUCCUCUGAGGAAGAUCUGAGCUGACGACCACAUAUCUGGCGGCACUCCGUGACGAUGAUGGAUGGUCUGAAAGAUCUGUGACGUUGUUUCUGUUAUUUCUGUUUUGUUAAUUAUUAAUGCCACACCUGUGAACACUGAAUGACCUAUAUGUACUAUUUACCAGUGCAAUAAAAAUACAAUGCC
Messenger RNA from Aplysia californica (California sea hare), 3473 nucleotides. RefSeq names its product vezatin. The record is from RefSeq and is a predicted model, not a curated record. The transcript is spliced from 15 exons. Gene Ontology annotation, biological process: cell-cell adhesion. The coding region runs from base 285 to 3314 and encodes 1009 amino acids. Lineage: Eukaryota; Metazoa; Mollusca; Gastropoda; Aplysiida; Aplysiidae. Gene Ontology annotation, cellular component: plasma membrane.